Giardia duodenalis is the source of this 1206-nucleotide messenger RNA. RefSeq names its product 26S protease regulatory subunit 7. Gene Ontology annotation, cellular component: proteasome regulatory particle, base subcomplex; cytosolic proteasome complex. Gene Ontology annotation, biological process: positive regulation of RNA polymerase II transcription preinitiation complex assembly. The transcript has a single exon. The record is from RefSeq and is a predicted model, not a curated record. Lineage: Eukaryota; Fornicata; Diplomonadida; Hexamitidae. Gene Ontology annotation, molecular function: ATP hydrolysis activity; ATP binding; proteasome-activating activity. Bases 1 to 1206 code for a protein of 401 amino acids.
AUGCCCCCAUCGCAAGCGAAGCUGCAGGAGUAUCGUAACGUUGUGAGGGAGCACAACAAAAUAGACGCCGACCUGAAGGCUAUACGGGCCAAGGAAAAGGAGAUAACGCAGACCCUUGAGGACAGCAACGAGCUGCUGUUGAGUCUGCAUGCAUACGGUGAACAGCUGGCCACUGUCAUCCAGGUUAUCGACGCAGAUAACAUCUUAAUUAGGCUCCUCUCUGGGCCCCGCUAUUUGGUCAACAGGCGGUCUGGAAUUAAUCCUCGCUACAUUAAGUCAGGGACCCGUGUCUCUGUGUCUCUCUCAACCUACUCCAUAAUGCACAUCCUCCCACCUCAGAUGGACGAGUCUAUCUAUUCCAUGUCGGACGCAGGGACAACCGGUGUGUCACCAGAGGAUGCAGUUACCUAUGCUGACAUCGGCGGUUUACACGAUGAAAUUAAACUGAUUAAGGAGAGCAUAGAGCUGCCACUCCGCAACCCAGACAUCUUUAAACGCGUAGGCAUUAAGCCCCCCAAGUCCAUUCUCCUCUAUGGAGCCCCGGGAACUGGCAAAAGCCUUAUCUGUAAGUGCCUAGCCAACUCCUUGGGAAUUUCUUACAUCAAGUGUGUCGGCUCACAGCUUAUUAGAAAGUACAUCGGAGAGUCUGCGAGAUUGGUGAGAGACCUUUUUGCAUAUGCCAAACUCAAGAAACCAUGCCUUCUAAUGAUUGACGAAGUUGACGCCAUUGCGACCAAGCGCUCAGAUGACGGAACUCAUAACGACCGUGAGGUCGACCGCGCACUCCUCCAGCUCCUGACUGAGAUAGAUGGGUUCACGGGCCUAGAUGAGAGCAUAAAAAUAGUCUUUUGCACUAACAGGCCAGAGGCUCUCGACCCCGCGCUAAUGCGCCCUGGAAGAUGCGACGUGAAAAUAGAAAUAAGACUUCCAGAUCCCACAGGCCGAUACGAAAUACUCAAGAUCCACAGCAAGGGGCUUUCUCUUGGGGAGGACGUGGACUUCGCUGGGAUCGUAAAGUCGACGGAUGGGUUUAACGGUGCAGAUCUGCGAAAUGUGAUAACAGAGGCAGGGCUCGGUGCUCUCAGGGCAGAGCGGGGCGAGAUACAUCAAGAGGAUCUGCUUGCAGCUGUGGCAGUCAUACGCAGUAAUAAGUCUAUAGAAUCCGAGACACAUUCUUACACCCUGAAGGGUCACAAUAGUAAAUAA